This is a messenger RNA of Xenopus laevis (African clawed frog), 1802 nucleotides long. RefSeq names its product phenylalanyl-tRNA synthetase subunit alpha L homeolog (gene farsa.L). Lineage: Eukaryota; Metazoa; Chordata; Amphibia; Anura; Pipidae. The record is from RefSeq and is marked provisional. Gene Ontology annotation, molecular function: aminoacyl-tRNA ligase activity; tRNA binding; nucleotide binding. Gene Ontology annotation, biological process: phenylalanyl-tRNA aminoacylation; tRNA aminoacylation. Gene Ontology annotation, cellular component: cytoplasm; phenylalanine-tRNA ligase complex; cytosol.
ACUUCCGGGUGAUUAGUGCGCAGGCGCGGUGAGUAAGCCGGCAGCAUGGCAGAUAACUUAUUGUCGGAGCAGUUGUUACAGAGACUACAAGAUGGAGAUAACAAGGCAGUGGAUACCCUGGAACUGGCGGCCGUGCUCAGUGUAGAUCAUCAGCAGGUAGUGGGGGCAGUGAAGAGCCUGCAGUGUCUGGGAGAGAUAAUUGAGGCAGAACAGCGCUCCAGCAAGAAAUGGGAGCUCAGCUCGGAAGGGGAAGAGAUUGCCCAAGUGGGAAGCCACGAGGCCCGGGUCUUCCAGAGCUUGCCCAAAGAAGGCUUGCUGCAAGCCGAACUAAUGAAACUGCCGUUUGCUAAAGUUGGCUUCAGUAAAGCCAUGUCCAACAAAUGGAUCCGACUGGAUAAAGCAGCAGCAGGAGGGCCCUGCGUCUACAGAGUGGUAGAGACCAUAGAGGAUACGGUGAAGGAGAAGCUCCAGCUCAUCCUCAAGGGAAGGGCCGAUGAUGUGAACGAGAAGGACAAGAACGAGCUGAAGAAAAGGAAACUGGUCAAUGAAGUGACGGUUAAAUCCUACUGGGUGACAAAGGGAUCCGGCUUCAGCACAAGCAUCACCAAGCAAGAGACUGAUCUGACCCCAGAAAUGAUUGCCAGUGGAUCAUGGAGGGAGAAGCAGUUCAAGGGCUAUAACUUCAAUGCUCUGGGUGUGAUGCCAGAGUGCGGCCAUCUGCACCCACUGCUGAAGGUGCGCACCCAGUUCCGACAGAUCUUUCUGGAAAUGGGAUUCACAGAGAUGCCCACCAAUAACUUCAUAGAAAGCUCUUUCUGGAAUUUCGAUGCUCUUUUCCAGCCGCAGCAGCACCCUGCCCGAGAUCAGCACGACACCUUCUUCCUGCAGGAUCCAGCCUUAGCCACAGAGUUUCCUAUGGAAUAUCUAGAAAGAGUUAAGAAGGUUCAUUCUGAAGGAGGAUAUGGUUCCCAAGGGUACAAAUAUGACUGGAGUAUCCACGAGGCACAAAAGAACAUUCUGAGGACACACACUACAGCUGUUAGUGCUCGGAUGCUGUACAAACUGGCACAUCAGAAAGAGUUCACCCCUGUGAAGUAUUUCUCCAUUGACCGGGUGUUCAGGAACGAGACGCUCGAUGCAACGCACUUGGCUGAGUUCCACCAGAUUGAGGGGGUGGUGGCAGAUCGGGGUUUAACUCUGGGAAAUCUCAUGGGAGUUCUAAAGGAAUUCUUUCACAAGCUGGGAAUCACUAAACUGCGCUUCAAGCCAGCGUACAACCCUUACACAGAGCCUAGUAUGGAAGUGUUCAGUUACCAUGAAGGGUUAAAGAAAUGGGUGGAAGUUGGGAAUUCUGGACUUUUUAGGCCGGAGCUGCUGCUGCCGAUGGGUCUGCCGGAAGACGUCAACGUAUUGGGUUGGGGCCUGUCGCUGGAAAGGCCAACGAUGAUCAGAUACGGGAUAAAAAACAUCCGUGAACUGGUGGGACACAAAGUCAACUUGCAGAUGGUUUACGAUAGCCCUAUCUGUCGCCUGGAUGCUUGUUGAUGAUGAUGAUGAUGAUUAUAAAGGAACGUUUGCAGUACAAGACCUUCUUGUCCACUCGGGGAACACACGGGGCUUUCUGAUAGGAUACAACUCCAUUGUUUAUUUAUACUUGUACAUGAGUAAAAGCAGUACUUUUUCUAUAUAGUCUGACUUUAUACAAACUCUGAGCCUCUUUUCUAAGCCCUGUAUCGGUUUGAUGGUUGGCCAGUGUGCUAGGACGGGUUACAUAACCACCCAGUAAAUCUUAUUCUGCUCCA